This is a messenger RNA of Salvelinus namaycush (lake trout), 1560 nucleotides long. Its product is annotated as protein mono-ADP-ribosyltransferase PARP12-like. Lineage: Eukaryota; Metazoa; Chordata; Actinopteri; Salmoniformes; Salmonidae. Bases 73 to 1176 code for a protein of 367 amino acids. Gene Ontology annotation, molecular function: NAD+ poly-ADP-ribosyltransferase activity. The record is from RefSeq and is a predicted model, not a curated record. The transcript has 6 exons.
UGCGUGCGUGCGUGCGUGCGUGCGUGCGUGCGUGCGUGCGUGCCUCCUAAGACUGUGGAGGACCUAGAGAGGAUGUACAUGGAUCCCUCCCGUGGCUCACUGAUUGAGUUUACUGCUGGAAGAUUCACCUAUGAAGUCAAUUUGGAAGUCAUGAUCCAGAUAAAUACAAGCUCACACACCCAACGACUGGUAAGAAGACGACCGAUGUUCAAAUCAUCCAUAGAUGUUCAGAGAACUACUGGCACAUCUAAUACCACCACUUCUUCUGUGCCACCUUUUUGGGACCAGUCUCGGUUGCCUGGGAUUGGCUUUGAGAGAGUUAUGUUGCCAAACUCAGCAAAGGAAUACAAAGACAUCAAGGCCAUUUUUGAUAAAACAACAGUGGGGUUCAACAUACGCACCAUCGAGAGAGUGCAAAACCCUAUCCUAUGGAAGUUCUACGUGCUGCAAAGAGAUCAGAUGGAAUCCUCAGGGACAAGCAUCAAUGAGAAGCAGCUUUUCCAUGGAACUGACUCCAAACAUGUUGACAGCAUUUGCAGAAACAACUUUGACUGGAGGCUAUGUGGAACAAAUGGAACUUCUUUUGGAAAAGGAAGUUACUUUGCCAGGGAUGCUAAGUACUCACACAGCUACACCAGCCAGUCAGGAGCAAGGUCCAUGUUUGUUUGUCGUGUGCUGGUGGGAGACUACACUGUGGGAAACUCCAGCUAUGUGAAACCACCUCCUAAAGAAACCGGAGGAUCCAUCUUCUAUGACAGCUGUGUGGAUAACAACCAAGACCCCAAAGUGUUUGUAGUUUUUGAAAAGUAUCAGGUUUACCCCGAAUACCUCAUAGAGUACAGUGAUACUGCUUCUCCACCAAACCCUGCUACUCAGCCAAAUCGCAUUGUUCAACCAAACCCUACUCACCAGCCAAAUCCCGUUGUCCAACCAAACCCUACUCACCAGCCAAAUCCCGUUGUCCAACCAAACCCUACUCACCAGCCAAAUCCCGUUGUCCAACCAAACCCUACUCCCCAGCAAAAUCCCAUUGUCCAACCAAACAGUACUCCCCAGCAAAAUCGCAACGGCUCAGAUUCAGAUGACCCUGUGUUUAAUGUAUGUUGUUUGUGUUUAGUCUGGACUUUAUGUUGCCCAUGUGGCAUCUACUUUUAUUUUUGUCACGAUGAUGAUUGACCAGGCCUUGGUGUAUACAGGUACCCUCUAGCAAGGCACUUAAGCCAAAUUGCUCCAGGGAUGCUGAUAUGGCUGACCCUGGCUCUGGUCCCAUCUCUCUGAGGUUCAGGGUUUCUGUUAGCUGAUAAAUGGCAGCUUUUGGCCGUAAAAAAUGUAAAAGCUGGAAAAUAAAAUUGUUGCUGGACAAAUUGACCCGGAGAAAAAACAACGGUAGGCAGGCUAUCAGCGGGUCACCCACCACUUUACAAUGUGAGCUGGAGGCAGUAUGCAUUUUGAAAACAUACAUAAUUGUUUCAAACCUGAAUGUUUUACUCCAUAUUAUGAGCCGGUCUAAGGCACUGCAUCUCAGUGCAAGAGGCGUCACUACAGUCCCUGGUUCGAAUC